AUGGCCAAGACCAUCCAAAACCUCAAUUCCAUCUACACCAUUUUCAUAACCAUUUUCCUCUUCUUCUUCUUCUUCUUAACCCUUGCCAAUGCAGAGACUCACCGUUUCUCAAAACCCUUAUCUCCGUCAAAACAUGGUCUAAAGAGAGAGAAACUGAGCCAUCUGCACUUCUACUUCCAUGACAUAUUGAGUGGCAGAAACCCUACAGCUGUUAGAGUUGCUGAGGCACCCACAACAAACACUUCCUUGACUGUGUUUGGUGCUGUGGUCGUGAUGGACGACCCAUUGACUGUUGGGCCUGAACUGGGCUCCAAGCUUGUCGGAAAAGCCCAAGGAAUUUAUGCUUCAGCUUCACAGAGUGAGUUGGGGCUCUUGAUGGCCUUCAACUUUGUUUUUGUGGAAGGGAAGUAUAAUGGUAGCACCCUGAGUGUGCUAGGGCGCAACUCCGUGUUAUCCGAAGUGAGGGAGAUGCCGAUAGUAGGCGGAAGCGGGCUUUUCCGGUUCGCCCGAGGCUACGCUCAUGCUAGCACUCACCAGGUUGACUUCGAAACUGGAGAUGCUGUUGUGGAGUAUAAUGUUUAUGUCUUCCAUUAUUAA
This is a messenger RNA of Prunus dulcis (almond), 597 nucleotides long. RefSeq names its product dirigent protein 21-like. The record is from RefSeq and is a predicted model, not a curated record. NCBI's taxonomy places the organism in Eukaryota, Viridiplantae, Streptophyta, Magnoliopsida, Rosales, Rosaceae. Bases 1 to 597 code for a protein of 198 amino acids. The transcript has a single exon.